AUGGCUCUCCUCUUGGGCCCAAUAUUCUUCGCAUUGUCUCGGUCUAACGUUACCAGAGACGAGAAUCUCAGCAAACAAUCCAUGGCCUUUAUCAACCUUUACACCCUUGGGGUUCAUCUGAAAGUCGCCCAGACGCAGCUUCCAGUUUCUCUCAGUCUCCAGAUUUUUGUUGCUUUUCUUUGGGUGUAUGUGAUAAUCGUGUUGGAAGCGUACAGUGCAAAACUAGUGUCUUUCCUUACUGUGGAAAGAAUUCCAGAAGGCAUCAACACAAUUGAAGAUCUCUACCAUGCCUCCAUUCCGAUCUAUGGCAAUACUCGUUGGUAUUAUGACAGUUUUGCUCUCGCAAAAAAUGAAUAUAUAAAAAAACUGACUGAAAGAUACAGCAUACUGCGAGAUUUUGAGGACUCUUAUAUCCAUCUCAUGACAGGGCAGGCCGCAUACAUUGCCUCAGCAAACAAUCUCAUGUAUACGAUAUCUCUUUAUGCCAAGAAUGGUAAUCCAACCCUAAGACUGCUGAAGGUCGUAACUGGCCACACAUGGGCUACUUCUUCCACAAACCUCUACUCCCUCACUCUGGUAACAGGGCUUUAG
Messenger RNA from Portunus trituberculatus (swimming crab), 591 nucleotides. RefSeq lists its product as uncharacterized. NCBI's taxonomy places the organism in Eukaryota, Metazoa, Arthropoda, Malacostraca, Decapoda, Portunidae. Gene Ontology annotation, cellular component: membrane. Bases 1 to 591 code for a protein of 196 amino acids. The record is from RefSeq and is a predicted model, not a curated record. Gene Ontology annotation, molecular function: ligand-gated monoatomic ion channel activity. The transcript has 5 exons.